Aplosporella prunicola CBS 121167 is the source of this 792-nucleotide messenger RNA. RefSeq lists its product as uncharacterized. Gene Ontology annotation, cellular component: endoplasmic reticulum. Lineage: Eukaryota; Fungi; Ascomycota; Dothideomycetes; Botryosphaeriales; Aplosporellaceae. Gene Ontology annotation, biological process: peptidyl-proline hydroxylation to 4-hydroxy-L-proline. Bases 1 to 792 code for a protein of 263 amino acids. The transcript has 3 exons. The record is from RefSeq and is a predicted model, not a curated record. Gene Ontology annotation, molecular function: procollagen-proline 4-dioxygenase activity; L-ascorbic acid binding; iron ion binding.
AUGCCUCCAAAAGGGAAGAAAAAAGACUCUUCUGCAAACAACAACAACAACAACAAAAAAGAUGCCACAAACACAUCCCCACCAAACUGGCCUCCCUUCAAGCCACUAAUCCCCACCACGGACCUAACCCUGCACGAGCUCCUCCCCAACCAAAUCAUCACCAUCCCAAACUUCUGGCCCUCAUCGCUCUGCAAAACCUACGUCUCGUUCCUCGCCUCGCUACCCCUGACCACGACGCCCGUCAAGCCCAAAAAAGGCGACGCCGUCAGAGUCAACGACCGCUUCCAGAUCGACGACGCGGUCUUCGCGCGGCGGCUAUGGGAGGAAACGGCGCUGAAAGCGCUCCAUGACGGCCUCCGCCUGACCAGGCAGCAGCGGCGCGAGCUCUGGGGCGGCGACGUCGUAGGGCUGAACCCGAACAUCCGCAUCUACCGGUACAGCAAAGGGCAGUACUUUGACCAGCACUACGACGACAGCAACAACGUCCUCCUCCCCAGCACCAGCAGCCCCGCCCCCAUCCCCGCCCGCACCACCUGGACCCUGCUGCUCUACCUCACCGCGCCGGCAACCGGCUGCCUAGGCGGCGAAACCGUCUUCUACCCGGACCCGCCGGCGCGGAAACCGGGCCAGCAGCAGCAGCAGCAGCAACAGCCUCUGCCGCUGGCGGUGGGCUUGGAGGUGGGCUUGGCCCUGCUGCAUCGCCAUGGGAGGGAGUGCAUGCUGCAUGAGGGCGCCGAGGUUACGCAGGGCGAGAAGUGGGUUAUUCGCAGUGAUUUGUGCGUUAGGCGGUAG